AUGUGCACCGCCAUCAACGUGGUCCAAGGGCUCGUCAAGAUCUUCGAGCUGCGAGAAGCCAUUCGCCACCAACGUCGCGUCAACAAGCAGACGUACCUGCAACUGACCGAGAUCCACGUCGAGCUCCAGCUAUUGAACCGCAACGGGCCCCUCCAGGACAACGCGACUCUGCGUCGCACCGCCACCGUCAAGAAGUUCGCCCUGGCGGUCACCAACUUCGUCGCGUACCUGCAAAAGUACAACGACAUGAACCGCUUCCUGCGCUUCUUCAAGCGCAGCGACAUGGAGGCCGAGCGCCUGGAGAUCGUGGCCGAGAUCGACCAACUCUUCCGCAUGCUCGGGCUCGCCACGUCCGUGACGGUCAUGAACGGCGACGCGUCGGCGGCCAAGAACGCGGCCAAGUUCCUCUCCAAGCUGCAGGACGUGCACGCGGACGUCAAACUGACCCACGACCAGGUCCAAGCAGCGCUGCUGGGGCUCGUAGAGAAGCGCAAGAGCGACCAAGAGGAGAAGGAGCUCGUCGCCCAGAAGCCGGUGCUCAAGCGGAGUCACUCGCCCGCUGUGGACAGUCUGUCCGUCCCGUUGCUCAUGGAGUCCCUGGGCUCGGAUCAAACGAAAGCCAAGGACAAGACGCUCUUGGCGCUCAUCCGCAAGUGCGUGACCAGCAACAGCCGAGUGCAAGUGUACAAGGCCGACGGGAUCCAGCUAUUCGCCGGCUUGGUGCGCGGAGACGAGAGCUACUUCACGCAGCUCUACGCUCUGCACUGUCUGAGCUGGUUCACCUUCAUCUACUCCAAGAUGCCCGAGAUGGAGUUCGAGACACUGCGCGGCUGCAUUCCCCCGGCGGCUCCGCUGCAGAUUCAGUCGCUGAUCCACGACCUCAAGCUCGGAACGGACCAGGAGAAGGAGGACGCAGCCAUCCUGUGCUCGUGCAUGGCCACUCGAGGCGACGUGGAGAUCCUACGCACUGUCGGAGUGCUGGCGCCGCUCGUCAACCUCUUGGAGCACGGCACUGUCAACCAGAAGCUCUGGGCUGCCGAGGCGCUGGGGACUCUGGCCAGCAACAACGACGAUAACUGCGUGGCCAUCGCUCGAGAGAAAGCUAUACACCCGUUAGUCGCGCUACUGCGGUCCGGCACGGACAUGCAGAAGCAGGAGGCGGCGUACGCUCUGGGCAACUUAGCAGCCGACAACGACGUGAACCGCGCCACGAUCGCGCGUGAAGGCGCCAUCCCUCCCAUGGUGGCGUUCGUCAAGGCCGUGACGGAUGCUCAGAACCAAUGGGCCGUGUACGCCCUGGGGACUCUGUCACUGAGCAACGAAGCGAACCGCGUCGCCAUCGCCCAAGAAGGAGCUAUCGCUCCGCUGGUGAAGCUGCUGCGAGUGGGGGCCAGCGCCCAGAAGCAGUGGGCAGCGUACACCAUCGGGAACCUCGCCUACAACGACAACAACCGAGCCGAAAUCACGCUCGAAGGGGCUAUCAAGCCGCUCGUGACGCUGCUGGAGGUCGGCACGGACGCUCAGAAGCAGUGGGCGGCGUACGCGUUGGGCAACCUCGCGUGCGAUAACGAGGCGGCGAUCGAGCUGGACGAAGCCAUCUUGCCGCUCGUGGAGCUCGUGCGGACGGGGUCCGACCCGCAGAAACAGGAGGCGGCGUAUACGCUCGGGAACCUCGCAGCGAGUGACGACGGCAAUCGAGACGAGAUCGGACGAGAAGGAGCCAUCGCCCCGUUAGUAGGGCUGCUGCACGCUGGGACGAGCGAGCAGAAGCAAUGGGCCGCCUACGCGCUCGCGUGCCUGGCCGAGAACAACGACGCAAACCGAUGGGCCAUUGUGAAGGAGGGAGCGGUCACUCCGCUACUGGCGCUUGCGCUCGGAGGAACGGAAGACCAGCAAGCCCAAGCAGUUCGAGCACUGGGAAGUCUCGCCUGCGACUGUGAUGAGGACUAUUCCUUCCCGUCGGAGAAAGUUGUAGCGGCUUUGGUGAGGUUUCUCCACGUUGGGACGACCUCGCAGAAGGCAAACGCUGUAGUUGCGAUCCAGAAGCUGGCGAGUGUGAGCGACGACAACAGGGACACGAUCGUGAGGGAGGGGGCGAUCCCUCUACUUGAAAUGCUCGUGAACACGGGCACUGAAGACCAGAAACAGUUCGCUCAGAAGGCGCUGGAAACGCUUCGACCAAAGGUAGUCGAAGUGCCCAAUGUUGGGGAUCUGCUACGUAGUGUUGCGGUGGGCUGGGUGGCCAGCUAG
Phytophthora sojae is the source of this 2250-nucleotide messenger RNA. RefSeq lists its product as hypothetical. Lineage: Eukaryota; Oomycota; Peronosporomycetes; Peronosporales; Peronosporaceae. Gene Ontology annotation, molecular function: protein binding. The record is from RefSeq and is a predicted model, not a curated record. The transcript has a single exon. The coding region runs from base 1 to 2250 and encodes 749 amino acids.